AGAGUACUUUUAUAAUUGUCGCGUAGCUGUCAAGUUAGAAGUUUUCUUGGAAAUUUUCAUUUUGUUUUUCUAUGAAGUAUGAACUAAUUAUAAAUAAAGUUUUAUUGGCAUUUUACUGCUAUUUUACGAAAGGGUGUUUAUUGUUUAAUAGGUUAUAUAUUUCGACGGGACGAUUUCUUUAGCUUUAGUGUAUUUUGUAUAAAAUUUUUAGUUUUAAAAUGUAUUUUUAAGUGUUUCAUUCCCAAUUGUGCAAGUAACAGAGAAGAGUCUGACGAAGGCCAAAGAAACAAGUGGUUGGACUUUAUAAACUGUGACAAACUUAAAAGUAUGCUGCAUUCCAGUAACCUUUUCAAGAAGCCUGCUUGGUCACAAAAUUUUUGAAUAAAGGGUUUCAUACUGCUAAAUCUGACAUUAAUAAGGCUAAAAAAGGUUGGAUAAACUCAACACUAAUCUUUGGAGUAAAUUGAGUUAGGUUUAUCAUCAAAGAUGACAAAGGUGCUGCUUCGUCAUUCAAGAUUACUUAGCUGCAAAACACGAGAUCCAUUCUUAGUUCACACAAAAUUUGGUUACAUUGCAGCAGGGAGUGUCCUUGCAGAACCUACUUACAAUACAAUCAGCUGUUUGUCUGUAACCAAUGGCAUGAGGUUGGUCAGUUAGAUUGAAUUACUUCUUUAGAACAAGAUGACAUAAAUAAUAAUUUAAGGCAAUUUUGGGAGUCUGCGAAGUUACCUGAAAUCAACACAGAAUGUCUGUCAAAACAACCUUGCUGAAACAUUUUUAGAAUAUCAGUUGUCUUGGAAUCAAAUUGAUAUUGAGUUGGCUUAACCUUAAAAAAACUCAUAACUGCAUUUCAUCUUGGCCUUUUUCUCCUAUAUUACAGGGAUUUUAUAACCUAUAAAAAAGAUUAUAACCAAAUGGUGUACUUUAUCAGAAAUAUAAAGAAUUUAUUAAAGAUCAUAUUGACCUGGGACUUGCAGAACCCUAUGAUAUUCUAAAUAUUUAGAAUGGUGUCUUGGAAGACAACCAAUGUCAAAUUGAGCAAAUUUUUCAGGAAGUAAAUAAAACUAUAAAAUGGUAAUAUUGGAAUAGUAACUAAUUUUGAUAUUUUAUAUACAAAAAGUACAUUAAAAUAAAUAAUAGUAUAAACAAUAAGUAUUUAUUAAUUUUGUAAAAGUAAAAAUAACCUAACCUAACCCAACUAGGUUUUGCCAAUGCUUCUUCAGGGCUUAUGGUUGUUGCUUAUAUGAAGAGUUGUUCAUAGUGAUUCUACUGUAUUAAUAAACUUAUUGUGUUUAAAAUCUUGGAUAUGUUCUAUCAAUAAAGAGCUAAGCACACCCUGACUUGAGUUAUAUAAUGCUUUGUUAUUAAUUGUUGAUAUCAAAAAACUAGUAACAAUACUUUUAAGAGACUAGCCCGAGAAUUCUAUCACAAGAAUUUUUUUUUUAUAGGAUAAGGGUGACAAACGAGCACACUGUCCACCUGAUGGUAAGUGGUUACUGUGGCCCAUAGACAUCUAAAUCUAUCCUCGACUUACGAAUCAAAAUGCAGAUGUGUUGCCACCCGUGAGGACUAAGAUGCAAUGCCUCGUUUCCAGUAAACAGGGUCUCUGGUUCUCUACACUCACCGUACGAAACACAGCAGCCUUAUGCUGCUAUUUUACGCUGGUAUUCUGUGAGUGUGGUCCUUCCCCGGUCGAGCCGACCCAUUCGUGCUACAGUUAUAUUACUAAUAUAGCUGUAGUAUGGCUCUACCAUGUAUAAAAGAAUAAUACCACCUUAUUUAUCUGACUUGUUUUUCUCUCACAUUCACAUUAUUAGUUAUAUUUUGUAUAAAAUUAUGUAUCCUGUUAUUUUAUUUUUGUAUUAUAUUGGAAUGUAGUUCCUUAUCGCACUGUAGGAAUUUGACGGAUGGGGACUAGGGGAGAAAAGGUGUAAGAUUUUUCCGUCACAACCUCUUUUCUAUGGUGCGAGCGAGAUGGAAGAAUAUCUAUCUUCCUCGAAUUUAUACUUAUCUUGCCAUGAAAGAAAUAUUAUUUUAAAUAAGACUUCAUUUUAAUAGAGGCUAGUAAUUAUUUUUUUUUGUAUUUCUUAAUCAAUAAUAUAAUACGUUUAUCAAUAAUGAUAUACUACGAAAGGAACUUCUAUCCAGCCAAGUGUUCCACGACACACACAUUUUUUUUUUAUUUAUUUAAAGAUUUUGUAUAUAAGAACCCGUUUAGACAUUUAUUAUUGAUUCUUUAUUAUAUAGUAGAUAUUAAGUAUGUAUAUUUUUACUAAAUAUAUUCUAUUAGCACUAAGCACUAAGCACUAUGCUCAAUGACCUCAAUAGUGUUUCCCAACGGAUAGGUCUUAAGAUGAACAUGGACAAAACAAAGAUCAUGUUUAAUGUCCAUGUCACACCUAUGCCGGUAGUUGUUGGGAACACUAAGCUCGAAGUUGUUGACGAGUAUGUUUACCUGGGACAAAUAGUCCGACUAGGUAAGUCCAACUUCGACCGAGAGGUCAAUCGACGGAUUCAACUCGGUUGGGCAGCGUUCGGGAAAUUACGGCACAUCUUCUCGUCAGGUAUACCUCAAAACUUGAAAACGAGACUGUACACCCAGUGCGUGUUGCCAGUGAUGACAUACGGAACUGAGACGCGGUCCUUCACUGCUGGCCGGAUGAGGAAGCUCAAGGUCGCUCAGCGAGCUAUGGAGAGGGCUAUGCUCGGAGUUUCUCUGCGUGAUAAACUCAGAAAUGAGGAUAUCCGCAGUAGAACCAGAGUGACCGACAUAGCCCAACGGAUUAGUAAGCUGAAGUGGCAAUGGGCCGGCCAUAUAGCUCGAAGAACCGACAACCGAUGGGGAAGAAAGGUUCUCGAGUGGCAGCCUCGUACCGGCAGGCGAAGUGUAGGGCGUCCCCCCACUAGAUGGAGUGACGACCUGGUAAGAUAUGCAGGAAGUCGAUGGAUGCAGUUGGCUCAGGACCGUGCUUUGUGGCAUUCUUUGGGGGAGGCCUAUGUUCAGCAGUGGACUUGAGAAGGGCUGUAAUGAAUGAAUGAAUAUUCUAUUAACAUGCAUUUUGUUGUACCUCAUGUCUUUAUUACUUAUUUGUUAAAUUUAUGAAGUGGUUGUUUACACCUGCCACAGUUUCUCAAAUCAUCCAGGGUUGACUGGUAGGGAAUAUCAUAAGGCAUUAAGUCCGCCCUUUGUAUCCCUUAUUAUAAAGUGUGUAAUAAAGAUUAAAUAAAUAAAUAACUGUAGUGGCAAAACACCUUCAUAAUCUUUUUAUGUUAAAAAAUUGAUAUCAAUGUGUACAUAAUAUAUUUAGAUUCAAGAGUUGUAUAAGCGUUGCUUGGCAUAGAACCAAUGUACCUUUCGUAAAUUAACUAUCAGCAACCUAGCCAGCCAGUCAUCCUGAGUGUGAUUUUUCUCAUAUAGUUAUUAUGUAUAUUUUCUUUUAGUUUCUUACAAUAUAUAUUUAGUUGGGUUAGAUUAUGAUAAUUGUUAAAUUCAGUUGUAAAUUUAAUUAAAUAACUAAUUAUUAGUCUGCUUAAAUCAUUUUUCAAACAGUUUAAAUUGAUAAGGUUUUACAGGCUUUUACCGAAAUUACUAGUAUUUCUUUUUUUUUUGUUUGUUUUCGUUUUUGGUUUGUUUCUGUUAUUAACUCACUUUCAGAUUUAUACAGUAAUACUAGCAAGUAAUAUAAACACUUUAAGAAAUAUAUGUAACAUAUGUAUUGUAAUAUCGCUGGUAGACCC
Molecule: messenger RNA, 3738 nt
Organism: Parnassius mnemosyne (clouded apollo)
Lineage: Eukaryota; Metazoa; Arthropoda; Insecta; Lepidoptera; Papilionidae
Source: the annotation of a GenBank genome assembly